AUGUCAGAGAACUUUGAUAAAUUCCGUUUCCUGCCUCAUCAGCGAAUCAAUCACUUCCGCAAUCACUACGAGUUGACCCGGAAGGACUUGCUCAUUAGGAACCUCAGACGUCAUCGGCGGCAGCUGGAACGCGAUGGCAAAUUAAAAGAGGCUCAGAGCUUCAACGUAUGUCCAACGACCUUUCUGCUUCCACUGGAGUACUCUAUGUUUGUAGAAGAGUUCCGCAAGACCCCGAAUGCCAUGUGGAUUAUGAAACCUAUUGGACGGUCGCAAGGCAAAGGCAUAUUUCUGUUCGAGCGUCUCUCUCAGAUUAGUGAGUGGAAGAGCGACUUGAAAUGGAGAAAGACUGAAGCAGCGAGCUCGAGGAUGGACAAGGCAGUCGAGGAACCGCAUCAAGCUGAAGCGUAUGUCUGCCAGCGUUAUAUUGAAGAUCCUCUUCUUAUUGGCGGGAAGAAGUUCGAUCUUCGGCUGUACGCAUGCGUCACGUCGUAUUUACCUCUCACUGUGUACGUUCAUCGCGGAGGUUUCGCCCGCUUCUCACACAUGCACUUCAGCAUGGAAGACGAGCACAGGGGAAAUUUAUGCAUGCACUUAACGAACGUAGCCAUACAAAAGCUUUCUGACAAUUACGACGAAGAGCUCGGGGGCAAGUGGCUCCUGCGCAAUGUCAAGCAGUUCCUCAUCACCAAGUUCGGGGAGGAGCGGGUCAACGAGCUUAUGUUGCAAAUUCAGCAGCUUAUGUUGAAGCCUUUGAUUGCAGUCUCAAAGGUCAUGAUGAAUGACAAACACUGCUUCGAGCUGUAUGGAUACGACAUUAUCAUCGACUCGCAGCUUAAGCCCUGGCUUCUGGAAGUCAACGCUUCUCCGUCUCUCACAGCGAGCACGCAACUUGACUACGAAUUCAAAACCGGAAUGCUCGACGACGUUUUGACGAUAGUGGACAUGGAAAAGUUUUUGGCAGGCGACGAGAAACUCAUCGGCGGAUUCGUUCUUCUCUACAAGGGAGGCCCUGUCAACGAAAUGCCCCCAGAGUGCGCAACGCUCAGUUACCUAGGCACUGACACCUCGAGGACGUCCUGUCUCAAGCGUCUCGGGAAGAAACUCGCCGCACAACGCGACGGUGCCGUUGCUGAGCGAGCCAACUGA
Besnoitia besnoiti is the source of this 1146-nucleotide messenger RNA. Its product is annotated as Tubulin-tyrosine ligase family protein. Gene Ontology annotation, biological process: microtubule cytoskeleton organization; protein polyglutamylation. Gene Ontology annotation, molecular function: tubulin binding; tubulin-glutamic acid ligase activity. The transcript is spliced from 15 exons. The record is from RefSeq and is a predicted model, not a curated record. Bases 1 to 1146 code for a protein of 381 amino acids. NCBI's taxonomy places the organism in Eukaryota, Apicomplexa, Conoidasida, Eucoccidiorida, Sarcocystidae. Gene Ontology annotation, cellular component: cilium.